GUCUUCCUCUGUCUCACUAAAAAGGCUAGGUCUUGCCGCCGCCGCCGCCGGCGAGAUGAGCGCGGCCCAGGAUGCCCCCCGCCGUAGCACGCGCACGCGCACGCGCACGCGCCUCCGUCCACCUACCCACGCGAGUGAGCCGGGCCAAGCAGUGGCCCGCCGCCGCAGCACGCGCCUCCAUCCCCAUCCCCAGAUCCACGCCAGUGACGACGGCGACGGAGUGGCCCGCCGCCGCAGCCCGCGCCUCCAUCCCCAGGCGCACGCGAGCGAGGAGGGCGAAGGAGUGGCUCUCCGGAGCGGCGCGCGCCUCGGUCCCCAUGUCCACGCGGGUGAGGAGGCAUCCGGAGUGACCCGCCGCAGUCGUCGUCGUCGCCGCCGCGGCAGCUCGCCGCUUGAGAUCGAAGAUCUUCUUUGGGAGAUCCUCCUCCGUCUCCCGCCGCAGCCCUCCUCCCUUCCACGCGCCUCCGCCGUCUGCAAGCGCUGGCGAUGCGCCGUCACCGACCCCAGGUUCCAACGCCGAUUCUGCCAACACCACCGGAAGCCGCCCCUCCUCGGCUUCUUCAAGCACAGCGUCGAUGGUAUCGUUUUCAAACCUGUCCUGGACCCUCCCGACUGUAUCCCUCCUCAACGCUUCCACAUGCGACUCCACGGCAUUGACAGUGGCCAUGGCACGGGGGUUAAACUGCUGGGGUGCCGCCACGGCCGCCUCCUCAUCAUGCCCUGGCAACGGUCAGAGCUUAUUGUAAUUGCUCCCAUCACCGGCAAGAAGCUCUGCCUGACCGUUCCGUCCAAGUUCAAGGGGGACUGCUACCUUGAUGGGGAGGUGCUCUGUGCUGCUGCUGACCAUGGACACGUGCAUGGAAGCUGCCACUCAAGCCCAUUCAAGGUGGUUUUGCUGUCGACGAGCACCUACCGUCAUGGUCCACAGCCCGCCUUUGCAUGUGUUUACUCCUCAGAGACUGGCAUGUGGAGCGAUCUUAUCUCAACGCCGACUCCAUGUCAGCUUCAUGGUGCUUAUAUUCAUGGGUCACUUAUUGGUAAUUCACUUUACUGGAUGUGCACUCACAGAAUGUAUAUAUUUGAGUUUGAUUUGGAUGGUCAGAGCCUAGCUUUGAUCACAGUGCCUCCCAAAAUAAAUGAUGUCCGCCACAACUAUGACCAACGUGAGAUCAUCCAGAUGGUGGAUGGUGUUGUUGGUCUUGCCAUAUUGUCUCCUUAUUACCGUAGCAUUCAAAUGUGGCAGUGGAACGUCAAUUGUCAUGGUGAUACCAAAUGGGUGUUGUGCAAGUCCAUUGAAAUGAAUAACAUUCAUGGGAUCCCUCCUGGGGUUAAAGGAGAGAUGCCAGAGUUGGUAUUUAGACUGAGAUAUGCUGAGGAUACUGGUGAUAUAUUUAUAUAUGUGGGCUGGAGUGUCUAUAUGGUUCAACUCAAGUCGAUGCAAUCUUGGAAACUUUGUGAAACCCACUAUGUUAAUGGCCAUCAUCCUUUCAAUAGUUUCUAUAUGCCAGCCAUUGCUCGUGGAUGUGAUGGAGAUGAAAUGUUGCAAGAGACAUAGGAUGACUAUUUGGUUCGGUGUGCUAAUGUACAAAAGCGAUUCAACAGGUGAAGAAAGGGCUGCUGGAGUUUUUUGCUGUCAUUGAGUUUAUCGCGCACCAUCAUUGUGGUUGGCAGUUUUUUUUUGGGCGGGGUUGUUGGCAGUGUUUAUGUUAUAUGAAGAAACUUACCAAGUGUGCGCUUUAGCUAAGUUUCUAAUGUAGCAAGAUGCUUUUGGAUACCCUAGUAUUUUUUCAAUUCGGAUUCCGUCGUCCCUUGGUUUAUGUAUGUGGUGACCCUCGUUGCAAAGAGAGAAAGUUGAGUCGUUGUUUGCAUGGAGAAGUGUGAUGGCAAAUGAACCCUCGUAAAGCACAAUUUCACUUUUGGUGUUUACGACUGAUAUUAUUGUUGAAGAAAUUUGAAUAUGAAUGAGCUAGAGGACUCGUCAUUCUCGCAA
Triticum dicoccoides is the source of this 1990-nucleotide messenger RNA. RefSeq lists its product as uncharacterized. The transcript has 3 exons. Lineage: Eukaryota; Viridiplantae; Streptophyta; Magnoliopsida; Poales; Poaceae. The record is from RefSeq and is a predicted model, not a curated record. Gene Ontology annotation, molecular function: protein binding. Bases 56 to 1555 code for a protein of 499 amino acids.